CUAUCCUUCCCACAAUGCUUUGCGCCUGCUGACCCGGAAGUGGCGUCGUGACGGAGGCUAGGGCGGGGCGCCGCCGGCGGAAGUGACGUGCAGUAAUCAGUGUGUUUAUCCGUCUUGUGGAUGAUGCGCCCUCCAGCACGCUGACCAGGAGGCAGGACUCGGGGACGCCAUGGAUAACCGCUUUGCCACAGCUCUGGUGAUCGGAAGCGUCCUGUCCCUCCUGUCGGUGAUUUACCUGGCGGCAGCGGUGGGCACCGUCUCCUGGUAUCACUACUUCACCUCCCCCGUCCUCGCCAACGUCAGCGAGACGGCCGCCAACGAGUUUGUGAAUGAGCCGGAGGCAAACGAGAAGGCGUACACGGACGCACUGUACCACUGUAACGGCAGCCUGGGGCUCUGGCACCAGUGCAUCACCUACCAGCACUACGACGCCGACGAUCUCUCCUCCAGCUCCCGAUGCGUCUCGCUCUCGUUUUCUGAUCAGUUCUUAGAGAAAUAUUCACAGCCUGGAAAUCACAACACGGAGAUCGAUCUGCUGCGCACAUAUCUUUGGCGCUGUCAGUUCCUGCUCCCCUUGGUGGCCCUGGGACUGAUAUUUUUCGGAGCGGUGGUGGGUCUGGCGGGAUGUGUGUGCCGCAGUCUGUAUCCAGCUCUGGGGACCGGGGCCCUCCAUCUCCUGGCAGGUGUCUGCACAUUGGGAGCCGUCCUGUGUUUUGCCAUUGGGGUGCACCUGCUGCAGCGGAGCCUGCCCCCUCCAGCGGGGGUCCGGGGGGAGUACGGCUGGUCCUUCUGCUUGGCGUGCGUCUCUUCUCCUCUGCAGAUCAUGGCCGGGGCCCUGUUUCUUUGGGCGUCUCGCGCCAGCCGUAAAGAGUAUUCCUUGAUGAUGGCGUACCGCGUGGCGUAAAGGGACUGACCGUGGUGCCAGGAUUCAAUGCGGGUCAUACGAGUCCUCCGAAAACCUGUCCUGAAGUUUUUAUAUUUUAGUUUUUACCAGAGUCCCCCCCGAUGUGGAUGGUCCUUGGAUUGUUGAUGUCAUUCUCCAGUAUUUAUAGAUGCCUCUGGCGGUGACACCGAUCCUGGCCCCAUGGUGUAGGACGCUGCCCAGGAUCUACAGCUCCGCCCACUGUGGGGAGGGCUUAACAUGGGGUCAGAGGUGUCCGCAUCCACGCAGCACUCAAUCCAAAGAAGCUCUGUGUAGCUGAUGGUCCUGGUGGGCUGCGCCUGAUCCAUCACAGUGUAGCUGCCGGGCUGCUCCUGAUCAGUCACAGUGUAGCUGCCGGGCUGCUCCUGAUCCGUCACAGUGUAGCUGCCGGGCUGCUCCUGAUCCGUCAGAAUGUAGCUGGAGGUCCUGGUGGGCUGCUCCUGAUCAGUCACAGUGUAGCUGGCGGUCCUGGUGGGCUGUGCCUUAUCUGUCAGUGUAGCUGGCGGUCCUGGUGAGCUUGUCUGAUUUGUCAGUGUAGCUGGCGGUCUGUGUCUGAUCUGUCAGUGUAGCUGGCAGUCCUGGUGGGCUGUGUCUGAUCUGUCAGUGUAGCUGGCGGUCCUGGUGGGCUGUGUCUGAUCUGUCAGUGUAGCUGGCGGUCCUGGUGGGCUGUGUCUGAUCUGUCAGUGUAGCUGGCGGUCCUGGUGGGCUGUGUCUGAUCUGUCAGUGUAGCUGGCGGUCCUGGUGGGCUGUGUCUGAUCUGUCAGUGUAACUGGCGGUCCUGGUGGGCUGUGUCUGAUCUGUCAGUGUAGCUGGCGGUCCUGGUGGGCUGUGUCUGAUCUGUCAGUGUAGCUGGCGGUCCUGGUGGGCUGCUCCUGAUCAGUCUCACAUCUGGUGAUAUAUUUACGUCGUGUAGUUUUAGAUUUAUGUAGCAUUUUAUGGUUCCCAGCAAAAACUUAUCCUGACGGGGGCGGAGCUUUUAUCUGUAUUGUGGUGUCAUGCUCCUCCCCUCAGGCUCUCUCCACUAGGCAUCCAGGACUGUUUCUCUUAGCUAGCGAUCCCCAACCUGUGGCUCUUCAGCUGUUGCAAAACUACAACUCCCAGCAGGUGUUGUAGUUGUGUAAGUGCGGGGAGCAGCACAUUGGGGAUCGGCGCGUUAAGUCUUACGGAAGACAAGUGAAUCGCAAACAAUGAUGAUCUACAAAGGGAGAUGAUGAGGCGGAGUCCAGACUGCGGGGAUUUCUCUGCCCCGUUAUAUAGAGCGUUCUGAUGACAUCACACGGCUGUCUUACCUGAUGA
This is a messenger RNA of Hyla sarda, 2218 nucleotides long. It is a transcript of the gene CLDND1, whose product is annotated as claudin domain containing 1. Gene Ontology annotation, cellular component: membrane. The record is from RefSeq and is a predicted model, not a curated record. NCBI's taxonomy places the organism in Eukaryota, Metazoa, Chordata, Amphibia, Anura, Hylidae. Bases 170 to 904 code for a protein of 244 amino acids. The transcript is spliced from 5 exons.